UUCAAAAUUUAUUUAUAAAAAAUUUUCAAAAAUUUUGAUUUUAAUUUAUCUAAAUUUUCUGUAUAUAAAAAUGAAUGGUAGAAUAACAAACUUUAUAUUAUCCAUUGGUGGACGCCAGAUACGUACACUCAGCACGAAUGGAUUAAUGGAUGCAGAAAAAUACAAAAAUUUAAAAAAGAAAACCGACGAGUAUGCGAUUUUGGCUGACGAAAAGAAUCAAGGCACAAUCAAGCGCAAUCAAAAACUUCCAAGUUCUGCCUUGAACGAAAACGCAAGAAAGAUGCCAGCAGACAAUGAAAGGAACCAAGGCACUUCAUCUGGCAGUCGGCAGCAAAUUAGUACCCGGACCAAACGCAGGAGAGUGACGUGUACUGUUUCCAGACAAUUCGGCACAUAUAGCCAUUCUCGUCUGGAUAACAUUUUUUAUAAGAAUUGCAAAAUCACUACUACUUCUGCGUUAGCCCGGGUUAUCGCUGAGAAGAAGAAAGCUGCAGAUGAUUUGAACACUCCUCGUCGUCCGAAGCGACGAUAUUAGUUUUAUAAAAGCUGCAUGAUCUGGCAUGAAUGUAUCUGGCAAGAAUGUAUCUGGCAGGAAUAUAUCUGGCAGGAAUAUAUCUGGCAGGAAUGUGUCUGGAAUGAAUGGAUCUGGCAUGAAUGUGUCUGGCAGGAAUGUAUCUAGAAUGAAUAUAUGUGACAUGAAUAUAUCUGGCAGGAGUGUGUCUGGAAUGAAUGGAUCUGGCAUGAAUGUAUCUGGCAUAAAUGUAUCUGGCAUGAAUGUAUCUGGAAGGAAUGUAUCUGGCGUCCACUGUAUAUUUUUUACCAACGUUUUUACCUAAAUUUAUCUAUAAAACAAUAAAAAAAAU
Messenger RNA from Teleopsis dalmanni, 863 nucleotides. RefSeq lists its product as uncharacterized. The transcript is spliced from 2 exons. The coding region runs from base 71 to 535 and encodes 154 amino acids. The record is from RefSeq and is a predicted model, not a curated record. NCBI's taxonomy places the organism in Eukaryota, Metazoa, Arthropoda, Insecta, Diptera, Diopsidae.